This is a messenger RNA of Phytophthora infestans T30-4, 2106 nucleotides long. RefSeq lists its product as uncharacterized. The coding region runs from base 43 to 2106 and encodes 687 amino acids. NCBI's taxonomy places the organism in Eukaryota, Oomycota, Peronosporomycetes, Peronosporales, Peronosporaceae. Gene Ontology annotation, molecular function: phosphatidylinositol binding. The transcript is spliced from 2 exons. The record is from RefSeq and is a predicted model, not a curated record. Gene Ontology annotation, cellular component: intracellular membrane-bounded organelle.
UCCAGCUCUCUCCAGUCCGUUCCGCCAACGGAUCCCUCCGCUAUGACUGCCGACGUGGAGGAGAAAUCGCCACCCAAAGGCGGUAUGAAGCAGCUUGUGGCCUGUCGCAUCGAAGGUCACAAGAUCCAGAAGAGGUUGUCGCCCAAGAAGAAAGCUUUGGACCCGCUGCGCUAUCUGCCGGACGGCGGCGGCUACUACGCGCUGUUUACUAUCGCCGCGUACUUUGAGACUGAAGGGGAUGAAACUACAGAGCGGAGGCAUGUGGUGCAGCGAAGCUACAAACAGAUUUGCACGCUGCACUCUAGGCUGCUGAAGACAUAUCCCAAGUCAAAUCUGCCGAAGGAUUUACCAUCAAUGCGCAACAAGAGAUACGACAACGAGUACAUUGAAGAGAAGCGCAAUGAGCUGACAAAGUAUUUGGCACAACUAAUGCAAAUUCCGGAAGUAAAGGCGUCGAACGUGCUGCGCGACUUUCUAGAGGCUUCGACGGCUGCGGAAGACAGCAGCGACGAUGAAGAUGGGCCUGUGGCUCCGUUGAGAAUGCUGGAAGGGCUUCCGGGCACGAUUAUUACGGUGAGAGCUGGCCAAUCAUUCUCAGUUACAUUGCCACUGAGUGCCGCGGGGGAUAUUGCAUCGUGGCAAUUUACGACAAAAAAGCACAAUAUUGGCUUCAGUGCUACGUUUGGCGGAGAGAUGAUUCGUGCGUACUCACGUGAAGGAGCAGAUGUGAAGCCAAUAACGGGGUUUUACCGGUGCACCACUCCUGGAACGUGCACACUUACGUGGGAUAAUACGUAUACUUGGAGUAAAGGCAAGGUUUUGAUCUACUGGGCGGAGGUGGAAUCGCACAAUGAGCAAAACACACAAAGUCACGCUUCUGCUACCUCUCAAGAAGGAGCUGUGUCGACUGAAAAGACAGAAGCGGCGCCGACAGGGAGUGGAUCUGAUGCUGUGGAUGUGGACAAUCGUCGGCUCGGCUUUAUUGAGCAUACACGAAGCAAUUCCAUGCAUCCGCGGCAUCUAGUGAACUCGUCCAUUUCUCUCCUCUCAAAGCCAUUCGUGCAUGGCCAUGGCCAUGACGAUGGCUCUGCACAUGGAAAAUCUCGACGGUUGAUCCCUGGGAGGACGACUUCAGCACCAGCACUUUCGAUUCCGAGCUACUUACAAGCCUCGGAACGCGGUCCUCAAAUGAAAUCUGGAUCGCUUAUUAUUCAGCGCAGUGUCAAGUUUCGAGGACGACAUUGGUACCGAAAGUGGUUCGUUCUAGACCCACGGAAAUGUGUUCUACGGUACUACGAUUCGGAGGCUGCUGCUCGUCGAGGGUUGUCGUUGGCCAAGCUCAACCUGACAAACAAACAUGCAUCUCUGGCUAUCACUAGUAGGUUAAGUUUGGACGCUGCUCCUACGCCCUACAUGUUUCUAAUCCGUACCAAGAAGCAUUGCUGGAAGAUCUGUGCGCCUUCGCAAAGCGAGUACAACGCGUGGGAGAACGCCAUCUCGACGGCAAUCUUGACUGCGCAACUCUCACGUCGAGGUAGGAAGAGUAAGAAGGCGAUGGUCAAAGCUGCAAAGAAGUCGCCACUGGUGCGAAAAGAUUCACAUGCAAGUGAAUCUGAUGACGAGACGCCCAAAUCUGAUAUGGCCACAGACACGAAUGGCAAUAAUGAGGUGGCAACAAUGGGUUCCUCUCGGGACCCAGACCGACCACUGAGUCCAAUUGAAGAAUCAGACGACGACGAUGAUGACUCGGACAAUAAAGACGAUGGCGAUUCUGAUGAUGACGAUGAGUCUGAGUCCGAUUCUGACGACGAGUUGCAUGAGGGCGACGAUAUCGAAGUUGUCCCACCAAUGACGGACAUCGAUUCACCGAUAAAUAGCCAAGACGAGGCCGUUGGAAGCCUGCCAGACUUGCAAAACCUCCCAUUGGAAUGGAAGCUUGGUCUUGUAGCCGUGUUUAACGUGGCGCUCUUAUCAGUGCGCUCUGCCCCCGUUGUUGUCAUUGUGCUGGUGCUGUUUAUCAUAAACUGGUACUUGCUGCUUAAGUACAUGAAGGCCACAAAAGACAAUGAAAUGGACUCGUCAACGGCGAAACCUAAGGCGGAGUAA